AGAUCCCGGCUGGCCGAUUUCCACACCAACUGCCAGGCCACCUUCCAGUCCCUGACCAGCUGUCCUGGGGACAACUUCCAGGCGUGCCUGGGCUCCUACGCAGGGCUCAUCGGCUUUGACAUCACCCCCAACUACGUGGACGCCAGCACCACCAGCAUCACCAUCUCGCCCUGGUGCUCCUGCAAAGGCAGCGGGAAUAUGGAGGAGGAGUGCGAGAAAUUCCUGCGGGAUUUCACGGAAAAUCCCUGUCUCCGAAACGCCAUCCAAGCUUUUGGGAACGGCACCGACGUGAACCUGGCUCCCAAAAAUCCCAAUCCCGCCGUGACGGCGCUGCCGAAGGUGGAGAAGAGCCCGGAGCUGCCGGACGAUGUCAACGACAGCAACACCGCCUACGACACGAGCGUCAUCAGCACCUGCACCUCCCUCCAGGAACAAGGCCUGAAGCCCAACAAAUCCAAGGAGCAGAGCUUGUGCUACUCCCAGGCCCAGCUGACCACGGAUGUGAUGCCGGACCAGAAGACUUUCAUGGAUCCCAAGGCGGGAAGCAGCCGGCAGCGGGAGAGCCGGAUCCUUCUCCUCAUUCCCAUCCUGAUCCCGGCCCUGGGGCUAUAGAGGGGCAGGAAGGAGCGGCCGGUGGGACGGGGACGCUCGGACCAGUGCCACCAGUGCCACCAGUGCCCACCGCUGCCGCCCUCGUGCCGGAGACUGGAACGCUCCCAAAUCCCGGGAAUGCCGAGCUCUGGAGAGGCAGGAGGAGCCUUCACCACGCUGGGAAACUUUGGUGGUUUUCUUCCUACUUUUCAUUUUUCCCGUUUUUUUGGGGGAUUUUUUUUUUUUUUUUUUUUUGGUCUUUUCUGGGUUGGUUUUCCGGAGCGGCUCCUGGGAAAACUGCCUGGAAUAGGCCUGGAAUGGGGGACUGGAGCUGCCAGUGGAGCCAGGGAGGGGGAAAAAGUUGGAGAAAGGCUUUGGGAAAGGUGAAUUUCAGGAUUCUUUGCACUGGGGACAACGAGGAUUCCGCAUGGGAACAUCCCGGAGGAUGGAGGCGCCAUCGGGAGCCACCUGGAGGGGACUCCCGCAGCUCUUCCCGUUGGUUUUUGGGGGAUUUUGGUUGGGAUUUUUCCUCGGAGAGAUUCCGAAUGGAAGAGAAAAGAAACUGGUGUGAAACGUGUGAGGUUGUGCUGAUGUUUUCAAUCAUUCCAGGGGAAGAGGUUCCAUUUUUUUUUUUUUAAGUUUUUUUUUUUAUUUGGAGUUUGGGUUGGGAGUGGAAUUUGACCCAUCCAGGGUCGGAAUUCCCGAUUUUCCCUCUCCACUUUAUUUCCUAUAUACAUAGAACACAUGGAUAUUCCCAUAUACACAACCCUACCCUUGCUGUGGCUUUUUAAUUCCCAUUUUUCCCUUUAUUUUCCCUCUUUUUUUUUAUUUUUUAAUUUUUUUUAUUUUUAAUUUUUUAAAAUCCCUCUGAUUCCCGCGACAACUUCCAAAUGUAUUCUUGGAAAAUUUAUUUUUUUUAACGAUGUCUAUAAUGGAAAAAAAAAAAGAAAAACCAAAAUAA
Molecule: messenger RNA, 1552 nt
Organism: Serinus canaria (Common canary)
Lineage: Eukaryota; Metazoa; Chordata; Aves; Passeriformes; Fringillidae
Gene: GFRA2
Product: GDNF family receptor alpha 2
Exons: 5
Biological process (GO): nervous system development
Cellular component (GO): external side of plasma membrane; signaling receptor complex
Molecular function (GO): signaling receptor activity
Source: RefSeq, a predicted model, not a curated record